This is a messenger RNA of Cydia pomonella (codling moth), 2905 nucleotides long. Its product is annotated as bromodomain-containing protein 4-like. NCBI's taxonomy places the organism in Eukaryota, Metazoa, Arthropoda, Insecta, Lepidoptera, Tortricidae. The coding region runs from base 565 to 2337 and encodes 590 amino acids. The transcript has 2 exons. The record is from RefSeq and is a predicted model, not a curated record.
GGGAAAUGUCCCCUCUUAAAUUAACAUCGCUGCAUAAAAAGUAUUUUUGAUUUUAAGACUGGAUAGAGGUGCCUCAAGCCCAAAGAUGCAAGUCCAAGUUAGGGUUCCAUACCUCGAAAGGCAAAAAAACCGAACCCUUACAGGUUCAUUUAUUUGUCCGUCCGUCCGUCUGUCUGUCAUUCUUAAGUAGGUGCUUUAAGGUAUCAAAACUAUCGAAGCGGUAUACAGAAUCGAAAUUCGUUCUUUGAAUCAGAAGCGUUAUUUAAGUAAAGUCCGGCCCUGCCGCGUUACAAUUUUCUCCCGAUUACGUUCUUGAUCGAUUAGUAUGCGCAAGCGCACACAUGUUACAAGAAUGACGGCAGCGAGCUACGCGCACGUUUUUAACUAGCCCACCCCCCUUCUUAAUUUAACCUUCUACCUUCCACAUAAGAUUCAAAUCAGAGUGGCAAGAAAUUCGGAAGAAUUUAGAUGCAUUUGCCUAUGGUCCAACGCAAGGACGAUUCCGGUAUGAGUGAAAACAGGACGAUGGCUACAUACUAAUGGGUUGCUCUCUAAGUUAUAAGUAUGGGUAGCGAGGGACCACCUCACUCCGUUCCCGAUUGGUUCUCGCGCCAACCGGCCGCAAUGAGGUUUACAGUAAUCGCGGUGUUGUGCGCUUGCGUGGUCCUUGCAGCGGGCGACGGUCUCCGAACAAAGGCCAAGCUCCUCGGGAAACUCGCAGCCAAGAUAAAGCAUCACAAACGUGGAGUCUUCACCGCCGCACCGCCCUAUAAAUAUGGCCACGAUAUCCCUCAUGUCACCCACUCUAUCGUUAAACCUAUUGUAGUGUCCUACCCUCCAACAGCUUCAGUGCAUUCUGUGAAAGUGCCUUUAAAACAUCCUUUAAUCCAUCACUAUCCUGUUCAAGUUGGUCAUAAAAUUCCCUUACACUCACAUUCAUACGCGCACAGGUUCCCGCAUACUAAUUUAAGGCCUGAUCAGCAUUUCCAUCAUCAUCAUCACCACGUUGCGCCGAGACCUGUGGUGCCGAUUCUACCAGCUCAUGCUGUCCCAGCUGCUCCAGUUGUUCCUACAUUACCUGUCCCAAUCCCUCAACCUUCAGUUGUUAUUCCUCGUCCCAUUCCAGCGCCGUCUCCUCCAGUAGCCCCAAUCAUUCCUGCUACUCCUCAAUUCAUUCUGCCACAGAACCAUGUUCAUUUAAAACCCGCGCUUUCUGCUCCCGUCCCGAUUCAACCAGCUCCAGUGGCAUCCUUAUACCCUUACGCUCCACAAUACUCUUACGCAGUAAGGCCUGGUAACGCAGUUCAGACUUCAUACUUCGCUACAUACCCUAGAUAUCCUUUAUCAUUCCACCAGCCCUUAGUACCUUUCGCUCAACCAGCUGUACCUGCUCCAGCGGUACAUCUAGCACCUUCAGUAGCUCCAGCAGCCGGCCCUAUCUUUUUGGACCGCCCACAGGAGCCGCAUUUCCACGUUUUGCCGCAAGCACACGCGCACGGAGUCGUAGAGCAACCUACGCCUGCCGUGGCUGUUGAGCAUCAUCAGUUUUUGCAUCCGACUGCUGUUCCUCAACCAACGUUAUUACAUGCGCACCCUACAGUGAUCCAAGAACACCCUGGUGUGCAUGAACACCCUACAGUCUUACAUCAGCACCCUACGGUACUUCAAGCAGCACAACCAACAGUCCACGUUGACCACAACGGCUGGGCACCAGUACCACACAGUCACGAUAUAAACCAUGUUCACCAAGAAGGCCACUUCCAUCAAGAUCUCGUUCCAACUCAAGAAACCCACUUCGGUCACGACUUCACCCAAGAACAAGGACAACAAGUCUUCGAACACCAUACUGGGGAGGAACAAUACCAUGAAUACCAGCACCAGCUACAGCAUCACAUUCAGCAGCAAAUAGAACAGGCGCAGUACGAGCAGAACUUGCAUAAUCACCAAUUGGGACAGCCAGAAUAUCCACAAAACCAUGACUUUUCACAAGGCCACGAUGUCUCACAAGGGCAUGACUUUUCACAGCAUGGCCACGACUUUUCACAAUAUUCUCAUGACUUCUCACAGCAUGGGCAGGACUUUUCACAACACGCUGGUCACGAUUUUUCACAACACGGUCACGACUUUUCACAAGGGCAGGACUUUUCACAACAUCACGAGUUUUCACAACAUGGCCAAGACUUCUCCCAUACACAGGAACAGCCUAACCAGGAAUACGGGGUUCCUCAGCAGCUAGAGGGUCGGAGUGAAGAGGGGGAGGAACCUCAGAAAUUCCAUAACCACAUCCCAUUAGGAUUGCAGCCACCUUUGGACCGUCCACUGGAACAUUUCCGGUAGCCACACUGGGAAAAUACUUAUUAGGGCCUUCAUUAAGCGCUAAUAAUCUUACAGCGGUUUUUAAGACGGCUAUCUUUGGACAUAGACUCGUCUCAAAUUAACGCUGAAUUCGACAGAAAAAAUAUGGGGAUAUAUAAUAUAAAUGUCAUAUUUUUAUAGAAAUUUGACGUUACGGAUGACACUCCACACUUAAAGCACUAAAGUUAGUUUUGUCAGUCUCCAGGUAUCUUCUCCAUUCCUCCAUGCACUCUAAUCUUGUUAAUUUGCUUUCCUGUAUCUAUCCAGUUUCUAAAAAUGUACUCUAAUCGAUUUUAACUGUCAAGGUCACGUACUCUACGUCAUAAAUGGAAAUAAGACAUAAUUUAAUACAAUUUCAAUAUAAUGUCUCAUUAUGUUAGCGUGUUCUAGAAUGGCCCAGAAGUUAAGCAUUUAUUUGCAUUAUAAGUUGAAUUUUUUGUGAUAGAUUGAGUAAGUCACUGCGUACAUAUUGCCUAACUGUAUUUACACGUACGAUUAACUUAGUUUUAAGCUAUUUAUUUAUUUGAUAAAUAAAACAAAUUCACUCGUG